Molecule: messenger RNA, 864 nt
Organism: Plasmodium relictum
Lineage: Eukaryota; Apicomplexa; Aconoidasida; Haemosporida; Plasmodiidae
Product: conserved Plasmodium protein, unknown function
Exons: 1
Coding region: 1-864 (287 amino acids)
Source: RefSeq, a predicted model, not a curated record
AUGAAUAAUACAAGUAAAAAAGGGCAAAUACAUUUUAAUGGAUUUGUUAAAUAUUCUAAAAAAAAAAAGGGAAAAGAUAAUAAUAUAGAACGUAAAAGAAAUAUGAUAAAAAAAGAAAGCAUAAACACCAUAGAAGAGGAGAAAAGUUUAUACAAAAUGCCAAAAGAAAAGAAUAAAAUCAGUGAUCUGGUAGAAAAUAGAGAACAAAAACAACAAAAAAGUGAACAAAACUCUAUAACUUUAUCGGUUGAUAGCAAUGAAAAUUAUAUAAGUGAUUCUCAAAAUGAAAUAUUAGAAAACAGUUUUACUAAUGAAUUUAAAAAUACAGAUGGAUCUAUUAUUGAAAAUAUUAGUAAUUUAUAUGAAUUAAAUGAUACAAAUAUUCCAUUAAAUGAUGAAGAAAAUGAUAAAUUACAUACUUUUUCGGUUAAAUUAAAAAUGGAAAAGAAAAAAAAUAAUUUAACAAAUUUAAAAGAUUCUUCACCAAAAAAAAAGUGUAUUUUAAAGAAAAAUGAUUUAGAUAAUAGAAAAUUAUUGCUGAAUAAUAGCUACAGUAAUCCAUCAUAUUUACCUAACUAUGAUAAUUAUGGUAUUCAUGGGCCUUAUUAUCAAACUGUUUACAAAAGAGAUAAGAACAAAUUAAAAAGAGAAAAGUAUAAAAAAAAAUAUGAAUUGCCUACUAUAGCUUCAUUAGGAAAAGUAAAAAAAUUAGAAUAUUUAGACUUAAAAAUUAACGAAAAUUUAUUUAGUGAAAGGGCUAAAAUUGUCCUUAAUAAUUUAUCUGCUUAUUUAGGAAAUAAGUCCUUUCAUAAUGAUAUUGAAUCAGGUAACAAUUUAAAAAAAAAAAAUAAUAAAAUUAUAUAA